AUGGUGUGAUAUGAGUUUUUUUAAAUAUUAAAGAGGGUAGAUGUUUUUUUUUUUGGAAAAAAGGUAGAUGUUAUUUGAAAUGCAAGCUUUGAUAAUUUUACCGGAUUAAUUCGGUUCCAAUUAACACGGCGUCUGUGAGUUGAAGGCAACUGAAAUGACUGCCGCGACACUUUCGCCGCCAGUCAGCUGCGGCGGCGGCAAGGGAGUCGCUGGGUGUCUCACUCACCACUCAUUCAUACGCUCCCCGCUCCUUUCCCGUCAAAUCAAUUUCCCAAACCAGCAGCCACCGACGAAUUCAUUCCAAUUAGGGUUACCUCAUCCUCGCCGCGGUUCAUCAUCCAUACACUGUGCCUCUUGGAAGGCUGGAAAGACGACGCCGUCUCCGUUUUCCGGCGGCGCAUUUCAAUCGAACUGGGAUAAGAAACCAUACGAAGCAUGCCGGAGUGGGAAAAUAGCAUAUUUAGAUGAGCUGGACAUUGCGACAUUUCUCGACCCUCCCAAAGAGCUUAUUCCUCUGGAUUCUUCUUCCUAUAAUCCUGCUUCCUACCUCUGGAAAAAAAUUGGAGAUAUUCCAGAGGAGCGGCGACAUAGAUUGCUCCAAUUGCUAAACCCAAGGCUAAUAUCGAGAGCUUGGGAGAUAGCUGGGAUGAGGUAUGAUGACCCCAAGUUGGCAAAGAAAAGUGCAUCUUGCUUGCUCUCCGAUAAUCAUGGAUCGACCUCACUUGAAUUUUGGAAAUGCCGAACAAGUGGAGGGCCACUACUCAUUGCCUGGAUAAAUUCCUUCAAAAAGGCUGUCUUUUGUAGUGGGGAUGGGAAGAUAUAUGGAAGAUUCAUUGGUGGAUCUAUCAUGACUGGAAUUUCAAAUUCUUAUCCACUAUAUUUUACGGUUCGAGAGUCCAAUGAAGUGAUGUCAACAGAGCAGCCUUGUGAUUUGGCCUAUGAGUUUGGAAAUGGACUCUUCGAUAUACCCGAUUUGCCACAAGGUUUUCCGAAGCCAGCCAGACAUCCUUGGCCAUUCAAUGAUCAGGUUGUUGUAUAUGUUCGUCACGUGGGCCCGGGAGUAACCGUGGGGCAAGCAUGGCAAGAGGGCAAAGCACUGGAACAAGUGCCUAAGAAGCUAUACGGCGAGAUCUUGAUGGUGAGAGAUUGUUUGCCAGAAAGAAGCAGCUCUAUGAUCACCAUGAGAUGAGCCGGGCUAUCUCCCAUUGUUUGCCCAUGUGCCACCCCACAAAUGGCUGAGGAAGCUCUCUCUUGUAUCACAAUCCUAUAAACAUUUCAUUCACUACAAAUAUAAACUUUGUGCUGUUUUCUAUGCAAAUGGUGGUAUCCAGCAGGGUUCCUUUUCACCCUGAGGUCUCAAAAGUCUGGCAAAGGGAUUGAAUCUCAAAUCAGUUUCAGAUCAUUCUCUAACAGAAGCUUCAUUCAGCAGGGAAAAUCAUUUUGAAGAUGAACACUACUCGAGAGGUAUGUGACUUGUAACAUUCAAAAUAUUGGAUUUGAUCUGUCAAGAAUACAAACAAGGCUUUCAGUAGAGGAGUUUGUAGAAGUCCUGUUACAUGUCGUUGGCGUGAUGCUUAUAAUGUGGUUUCUAUAAAGCACAAGUAAAAUGGAUUCAAACGCAAGUUUGAUCUCAUCUACUGCAUUUCACAGUGCUUGGUGAAAGGCUGUGUGCGAGGGAAUGAAGAAUGGCUGUAUCUGCUCGUUCCGUUCCUAAGAGAAGUUUUUGUUGAACUAUUUGUGUUAACUACAUUUGUUAAAAUAAUGUAGUCUAGUCAGUUUUUGAUUUAGUUUUUUAAUUAUAUGAAUUUCAUUUUAAUUGAAUUUUACAUCCAUGUUAUUAAAUUAAAAAUAAUUUC
Molecule: messenger RNA, 1856 nt
Organism: Cuscuta campestris
Lineage: Eukaryota; Viridiplantae; Streptophyta; Magnoliopsida; Solanales; Convolvulaceae
Source: the annotation of a GenBank genome assembly